AUGCCCGAUAUGCCGGGCUCUCUCCGUAAAUGUUCCAACUCAACCACGGUUCGAGCGUGCGUCAACUGCCAGAAGAGAAAGAGCCGCUGCAUGAGAGGUAACGCUCUAAAUGACCCAUGUUCGUACUGCGCCAAAACAGGCAAGACGUGCAGCUUCGAGAGCCCACCCGAUCGGACGCCUCUGACCCGGAAGAACCUGGACAAAGCCGAGCUCCGGUGCACGCAGUUGCGAAACCUCCUGCGGUCGCUGAACCCGGAUCUUGAUAUUGAGUCGGCCCUCAGAGAUGCAGACGGACAGCAAGCGGGAGAUGACGAUGACUCGCAUACUCCAGAAGAAUCAGAUGAGAUUACCCCUCACAGCUACGAGUGGCAUGAGGGCUCCUUAUCCCCAGAGUGCAAGUCUUCAACAUAUGAGAAUGACGGCAUGGCCACGCUGUCGACCCACGACUCUGGAUACUUAGACCACCUGCGGAGGACGGUUGACCGACGAGCGCACCGUGGUUCUUAG
Molecule: messenger RNA, 507 nt
Organism: Colletotrichum spaethianum
Lineage: Eukaryota; Fungi; Ascomycota; Sordariomycetes; Glomerellales; Glomerellaceae
Exons: 2
Coding region: 1-507 (168 amino acids)
Biological process (GO): positive regulation of transcription from RNA polymerase II promoter by galactose
Cellular component (GO): nucleus
Molecular function (GO): zinc ion binding; DNA-binding transcription factor activity, RNA polymerase II-specific; RNA polymerase II cis-regulatory region sequence-specific DNA binding
Source: RefSeq, a predicted model, not a curated record